AAAUAUGUAGUUGAGUUUUUUCCUGUGUAGCCUCCUCGACCGAUACCGGCAUGGAUUGGCGAUCUAUCGGCUACAAAAUUCAGUUCCGUGUGUAUUCAAUACGAUCAAAUGCCAGAAAUGCCUCCGGAGAAGGUUGUGGGUGCCGAAGAUUGUUUAUACUUAAACAUUUACGUGCCUGCACGCGAAAAGGGGGGAAAUAAAACUCCAAUGCCGGUAAUAUUUUGGAUCCAUGGCGGUGCAUUCCAAUGUGGUAGCGGGAUAUUAUAUGGACCUAAAUAUUUAAUGGAUCACGACGUUAUACUUGUCACAAUUAACUAUCGGUUGGGACCAAUGGGUUUCCUUAGCACAGAAGAUGAAGUAGUUCCUGGCAACAUGGGUCUGAAGGAUCAAAAUAUGGCACUUCGCUGGGUGUCGCAGAACAUCGAAUGGUUCGGUGGCGACCCAAAGAAAGUGACCUUGGUCGGUUUGAGUGCCGGCGGUGCUAGCGUGCAUUAUCAUUAUUUAUCGCAAAUGAGCGCGGGUCUUUUCCGAGGCGGUAUAUCGUUCAGCGGUACAGCGUUUGAUUGUUGGACGCAAACGGACAACGCCUUAGAGAAGGCCAAGAAAUUGGGCGCUUUGAUGGGAUGCCCUACAAUCAGCUCCAGAGAAAUGAUACGUUGCUUGAGAUAUCGACCAGCUCGCGCGAUCGUCCAAGCUACAAGUGAAUUUAUGCCAUUCUUCUACAAUCCCUUCACUCCUUUCGGGCCAGUGGCCGAGAGAUUUGGCGAUGAAACACCCUUCAUCGACAGGACGCCUAUUGAAAUCAUCAAUAGCGGAGACGUACAGGACUUACCCUGGGUUACGGGAGUGACGAGCGAGGAAGGCCUCUAUCCCGUAGCUGAGUUUAUCGCCGACGAUCAGAAUCUUAA
Messenger RNA from Temnothorax curvispinosus, 908 nucleotides. Its product is annotated as venom carboxylesterase-6-like. The record is from RefSeq and is a predicted model, not a curated record. NCBI's taxonomy places the organism in Eukaryota, Metazoa, Arthropoda, Insecta, Hymenoptera, Formicidae. The annotation marks the transcript as partial. The transcript is spliced from 5 exons.